AAUUUGGAAGGUUAUUAUCAUUAAACUAAAAAAUGAUAUGAAAUAAAUAAAAAAAUGAAUGAAUACUUUUAUUCAAAGGAUGUCAGUGAGCUUCGUCGAAGUUUCAGAGAAGGAAAAAUGAAAAGUUUAGAUAGCAGGUUAACACAGCUUCGAUUAUUACAUAAACUUUUAGAAGAAGGUGAAAAUGAACUUUGUGAUGCUGUCUAUAAAGAUUUAAAAAAGUGCAGGGUAGAAACAAACAUGAUGGAAUUUCUUCAAAUUCGAAUAGAACUUGGUAAUGCAACACAAAAUCUUGAAAAAUGGAUGAAACCAAAACAAGUUAAAGGGGAUCUUAUCAACAAGCUGAACACCUGUCAGUUGCAUAAAGAUCCGCUUGGAGUUGUUUUGAUUAUUGGAGCAUGGAAUCUACCACUAUGGGAAAUUUUUUUUCCUCUUGUUGGUGCUUUAUCUGCAGGAAAUUGUGCCAUACUCAAACUUUCUGAACUUUCUCCGCAUACAGCUCUUGCUAUAGAAAAACUAGUUCCUAAGUACUUAAGUAGGGAUUGUGUUAAAGUUGUCAAUGGGGGCAUUGCUGAAACAACUGCUCUUUUGCGUGAAAGGUUUGAUUACAUAUUUUAUACCGGCAGUACGAAUGUAGGUCGAAUUGUUAUGAAGGCUGCAGCUGAACACUUAACUCCUGUAACUCUGGAGCUUGAUGGAAAGUGUCCAGCAAUUGUGGAUAGCACCUCCAAUUUUCCUGUAGUUGCACAACGUAUUGCAUGGUCUAAGUUUUCCACAUGUGGACAGUUAUGUUUGGCAGUUGAUUACAUACUUUGUCUUCCGAGUUGUGAAGAAGCACUUGUUGAUGCUCUCAUAGCUUCCAUAAAAAAGUUUUAUGGUGACAAUCCAAAAACAUGUGAAAGUUAUGGAAGAAUUGUCAAUAAGCAUCAUCACCAAAGAAUCACCAAGUUGAUUGAUAAAUCGAAAGUUGUCUAUGGUGGAGAGAUUGAUGAAGAUGAUUUAUAUAUUGCUCCUACUAUACUGACGAAUGUUACACCUAACGACCUCAUUAUGAAAGAAGAAAUAUUUGGACCUUUGCUUCCUAUUAUAGCUGUGUCUUCUUUGCAAGAAGCUGUUGACUUUAUUAAUAAAAGAGAUAAACCCCUUGCAGUGUAUAUGUUUUCAAAUGAUGAGAAAUCUAUCAGCUUUGUGACUUCUGAAACUUCAUCAGGAGGAAUGUGUGUUAAUGAUGCAGCUGUGCAUGCAGCAGUACCUAAUCUUCCAUUUGGUGGAGUUGGUAAAAGUGGUAUGGGUUCUUACCACGGAAAAAAAUCAUUCAACACUUUUUCUCACACAAAAUCAUAUUUGUACAAAAAUCAAAGACUUGAAAAUCUAAAUGCAGUUCGUUACCCGCCCUACAAAGAAGACAACGCGGUAAUGAAAUGGACUGAGUGGAUUUUGAAACCAACACUUAAGUGAACAUAUUUACACUUUAUUCAGAGUGCAAAGUUGUAUCUAUGACAAUUUCAUAACGCUUCAAAUUUGAAAUCGGAAUUGAAAUUCAAAAGCCAUUUUUUUUUUAUUUUUACAAAGAAGACGCAUUCCGCAUUUUUAUGAUCAAAGUUUCUUUGAUAAUGUUUUUGUUUAAUGACAUUUUUAUGAUGUUUUUACGUUAAUUUUAUGUUUAAUUUAAUGUUUUUAAUAACACAGGCCAACAUUUUGAUA
Hydra vulgaris (swiftwater hydra) is the source of this 1704-nucleotide messenger RNA. RefSeq names its product aldehyde dehydrogenase family 3 member A2. Gene Ontology annotation, molecular function: aldehyde dehydrogenase (NAD+) activity. The record is from RefSeq and is a predicted model, not a curated record. Lineage: Eukaryota; Metazoa; Cnidaria; Hydrozoa; Anthoathecata; Hydridae. Gene Ontology annotation, biological process: aldehyde metabolic process. Gene Ontology annotation, cellular component: cytoplasm.